AUGAUGAUGAGAAAGGGGCUACGCGUCGGUAUGGGUGCGCUGACAAAAGGACGUUACCUCUCCACGGCGGGCCUCCUGAUUCUUGUUUAUUGCACAUCACCCGUGAUCUCCAAAGGUGCCACGGGUGAUGCUCAGCCUGACACCCUGCCGUCCGUGCAGGGCACCCUGCCGCACUUCAUCCAGGAGCCGGAGGACGCCUACAUUGUCAAGAGCAACCCCAUCAAGCUGCGCUGUCGAGCCGCGCCCGCCUUACAGAUCUUCUUCAAAUGCAACGGGGAAUGGGUGCACCAGAACGAACACUUCUCCCAGGAGUAUAAGGACCUCAACACCGGGCUGAAGGUGCGUGAGGUGAUGAUCAACGUGUCCCGUCAACAGGUGGAGGAUUUCCAUGGCCCCGAGGACUACUGGUGUCUCUGUGUGGCCUGGAGCCACCUGGGUACUUCCAAGAGUCGCAAGGCUACUGUCCGCAUCGCCUACCUGAGGAAAAACUUUGAGCAGGACCCCCAGGGGAAGGAGGUGCCAAUCAAUGGGAUGAUCGUUCUGCAUUGUCGCCCUCCAGAGGGAGUGCCUGUGGCAGAGGUGGAAUGGCUAAAAAACGAAGAGCUGGUGAGUUCCUUGUCUGACGACAACAUCGACACCCGAGCCGACCACAACCUCAUCAUCAACGAGGCACGUCUGUCUGACUCCGGCAACUACACCUGUCUCGCCAGCAACAUCGUGGCAAAGCGACGCAGCGCCACAGCCACUGUGGUAGUCUUUGUGAACGGCGGCUGGUCCCUGUGGACGGAGUGGUCACCCUGUAAUGUGCCAUGUGGGCGGGGUGUCCAGAAGCGAUCUCGAACCUGCACUAACCCGGCUCCUCUGAACGGCGGGGCUUUCUGUGAGGGCAUGUCCGUACAGAAGAUCACCUGCAACGCGCUGUGCCCAAUUGACGGAGGCUGGGACGAGUGGAGCGAAUGGACCAUAUGCAGCAGUCAGUGCGACAGGCAGCGGAGUCGGGAAUGCAACUCACCAGCACCCAGACACCGAGGCAAGAUGUGUGAAGGGAACAGCGAGGCCACUGAGAACUGCACAGAUGGACUGUGUACCCAGAAACGAAAGCUGCUACAUGACGUUAAACCUCAAAGUAUGGACAGCUCCAACGACAUAGCUCUGUACUCGGGUCUGGGAGCCGGCAUCAUCGCCGUGGCAAUCCUCGUAGUGGCCGUCAUGCUGUACAGGAAGAACCACAGCGAGUACGGAGUGGAUGUCAUCGACUCCUCUGCGCUCACAGGGGGAUUCCAGUCUUUCAACUUCAAGACCACCAGACAAGGCAACCCGCUGCUUCUCAACUCCUCGAUGCAGCCUGACUUAACAGUGGGACGGACAUACAGCACUCCGCUCUGCUUCCAGGACAGCACAGACAAAGAGCUCUUUGACCCCCUGCCAGACAUCAAGGUCAAAGUUCAGAGCUCCUUUAUGGUUUCACUAGGUGUGGCCGAGCGUGCGGAGUUCCACGCCAAAGCCCCCGCCGAGACCUUUCCACGGGACCUGAGCCGGGACUACUGCAGCACCAUGGACAGGCGCAAGAAGGGCCUGCUGACCCUCAACGGGCCCUUCAGCACCAGCAAAGAGCAGCUGAGGACCUCGGGUGUGUUCGGCUACCCUGGAGGGCGACUGGUGGUGCCGAACACCGGGGUCAGCCUGCUGGUGCCUCACGGAGCCGUGGCUGAAAAUAUGUCCUGGGAGAUGUACAUGGUGAUCAAUCAGGGAGAGGCAAGUGUUCAAACACUGGAUGGCUGUGAAAUCCUCCUGGGCCCAGAGGUGACAUACGGUCCUCCAGGCCUGGACCUCUUCUGCCCAGUGGCCAUGACCAUAGCUCACUGCGCUGAGGUGGACGCCGAGAACUGGAACAUCCAGCUCAAGAGGAAAACCCAGGACAGCAAAUGGGAGGAAGUGAUGUCAGUGGAGGAGGAGUCUACUUCCUGUUACUGCCUGAUGGACUCGUCGAGCUGCCACCUGCUGCUGGACCAACCAGGCUCGUACGCCCUGGUGGGCGAGCCCCUGACGCAGGCUGCCGUCAAGAGGCUGAAGCUGGCUGUGUUUGGAAGCAUGGAGGCCGGCUCCAUGACCUACAGCCUGCGGGUGUACUGUGUGGACGACACGCCACACGCCUUUCAGGGAGUGGUGGCUGCAGAGAAAACCAGAGGGGGACAGCUCCUCGAGGAGCCAAAGAUGUUGCCUUUCCGAGCGAACACCUUCAGCCUCCAGGUGUCUAUCCAGGAUGUUCCCCAGUUCCUGUGGAGCAUCAAACCCUUUACCACAUGUCAGGAAUUCUCCUUCCCCCAAGUGUGGUGCAGCAACCAGCAGCCCCUGCACUGUGCCUUCUCUCUGGAGAGAUACAGCCCUGCCACCGCCCAGCUCUCCUGCAAAAUCAGCGUGCGCCAGGUCAAAGGCCACGAGCAGAUUCUGCAGGUCUACACGGCUGUGGCCGAGACUGAAAAGGAGUCAGUUCCAUUUUUUAUGCAGACAGACUGCACCAUCACGUCCCAGACGGGGCCCAAGGCCUUCAAAAUCCCCCUGUCCAUCCGCCAGAGGAUCUGUGCCACCUUUGACACUGCCAACGCCAAGGGCAAGGACUGGCAACUCUUAGCCCAGAAACUCCACUUAGAUCGGAACCUGGGUUAUUUUGCAAAGCAGCAGAGUCCGUCUGCAGUCAUACUGAGCCUGUGGGAGGCUCGCCACCAGGACACUGCUGACCUUGACUCUCUAGCCAGCGCCCUGGAGGAGAUUGGCAAGAUCCACUCCAAAAGCUCCCCCAAGGACCAGGAUGAGCCGGAGUCCGACUUCAAUCACAUACAAGCGGGCAGUCUGUGCGGAACGGGCAAACUAACAAGUGAGAAGACAGAGGACUCCGCUCCUGAAUUUACAGGCUGA
This is a messenger RNA of Toxotes jaculatrix (banded archerfish), 2916 nucleotides long. RefSeq names its product unc-5 netrin receptor Db (gene unc5db). Gene Ontology annotation, biological process: netrin-activated signaling pathway. Gene Ontology annotation, cellular component: membrane. The record is from RefSeq and is a predicted model, not a curated record. Lineage: Eukaryota; Metazoa; Chordata; Actinopteri; Toxotidae. Gene Ontology annotation, molecular function: protein binding; netrin receptor activity. The transcript is spliced from 18 exons. The coding region runs from base 1 to 2916 and encodes 971 amino acids.